AUGCACAACUUCAUUGUCAUAGUUUUAUUAGCAACGUUACUGGAGAUGAUAUUUUCGCUACCACCAGCGCAUAUACCGAAAAUAUGCAUAGAAACUCCUCCAUUCGCGGACCCUCCUCCAGACUGCUGCGAAGUGCCGCCCAUGUUUACUUUAGCGGAUAUGUACAAUUGUGGCUUCCCGGAACAGACGGAAAUGUUGGUAGAGAAAAAAGUAAAGCCAUCUAGAAUUUGUCCAAAAUAUCAAUGUUUAGCAAAGAAGUAUAAUCUUUUAGCAGACGCUGAAAUUUACCCAGAAGCCGUUAUUGAUUUUCUAAAUAAAUAUAGUAAUAAACAUCCAAAGUUCUUACCUGCUGUCACUAAUGCAAAACGAAGAUGUGUCGGAAAGAAAUUGCCUGGCAUGGAAACUUGCCCAACGGAAAAAAUUUUUGCUUGCAUCGCUAGAACAAUGAUCUUUGUAAGUAUCUUGAGGAAUAAAAUUGUUCGUAAGGUCCUUUUUGAAUCAUAG
Messenger RNA from Hyposmocoma kahamanoa, 504 nucleotides. RefSeq lists its product as uncharacterized. The record is from RefSeq and is a predicted model, not a curated record. The transcript is spliced from 4 exons. NCBI's taxonomy places the organism in Eukaryota, Metazoa, Arthropoda, Insecta, Lepidoptera, Cosmopterigidae. Bases 1 to 504 code for a protein of 167 amino acids.